Molecule: messenger RNA, 3119 nt
Organism: Arvicola amphibius (Eurasian water vole)
Lineage: Eukaryota; Metazoa; Chordata; Mammalia; Rodentia; Cricetidae
Gene: Slc13a5
Product: solute carrier family 13 member 5
Biological process (GO): citrate transport; monoatomic anion transmembrane transport
Cellular component (GO): membrane
Molecular function (GO): sodium:dicarboxylate symporter activity; succinate transmembrane transporter activity; citrate transmembrane transporter activity
Source: RefSeq, a predicted model, not a curated record
AUGGCUUCGGCGAAGACUUAUGUGACCAAGACAAAAUCCUUCGUGAUUUUGUUCUUCACCCCGAUCCUGCUGCUUCCACUCAUCAUUCUGGUACCUGACAAGUUUGUCAGGUGUGCCUACGUCAUCAUCCUCAUGGCCAUCUACUGGUGCACUGACGUCAUCCCUGUGGCCAUCACCUCCCUCAUGCCCGUCUUGCUCUUCCCCCUUUUGAAGGUGCUGGACUCCAAGCAGGUGUGUGUCCAGUACAUGAAGGACACCAACAUGCUGUUUGUGGGCAGCCUCAUUGUGGCCUCGGCUGUGGAGCGCUGGAAACUUCACAAGAGAAUUGCCCUGAGAAUGCUGCUCUUUGUGGGGACCAAGCCCUCACGGCUGAUGCUGGGCUUUAUGUCUGUCACGGCCUUCCUGUCCAUGUGGAUCAGCAACACUGCCACCACAGCCAUGAUGGUCCCCAUUCUGGAGGCCAUGCUGGAGCAAAUGGUAGCCACAAAUGUAGUUGUAGAUACCUGCCAGGAGACGCUGGAGCUGUCUGACAAGGACAAGGCUGGCGAGUUUCCAGGAAACCAGGUGAUAUUUGAAGAACUCAGUGUGCAGAAGCAGGAGGAUGAAGACACAAAGAACAUGUACAAGGCUAUGAACCUAUGUGUGUGCUAUGCAGCCAGCAUCGGGGGUACGGCCACCUUGACCGGGACGGGACCCAACGUGGUGCUCCUGGGCCAGAUGCAGGACUUGUUUCCUGACAGUAAAGACGUCAUGAACUUUGCAUCUUGGUUUGGAUUUGCCUUCCCCAACAUGCUGGUAAUGCUGGUGCUGGCCUGGCUGUGGCUCCAGUGCUUUUACAUGAGAUCCAAACUUAAAGCAUCUUGCAACUGCUGUGGGCUGAAGAAGAACGACAACGAGAAGGUGGCCUACAAGGUGCUGCAGGAGGAGUACAGGAAGCUGGGGCCCUUGUCCUACGCUGAAUGCAAUGUGCUCUUCUGUUUUGUUCUGCUCAUCAUCCUCUGGUUCUCCCGAGACCCCGGCUUCAUGCCUGGCUGGCUGUCCCUUGCCUGGGUCAAUGGAAAUACCAAUUAUGUCACUGAUGCCACAGUGGCCAUCUUUGUGGCCAUCUUGCUUUUCAUUGUACCUUCACAGAAGCCCAAGUUCAACUUCAGCAGCCAGACGGAGGAAGAAAUGAAAACUCCAUUCUAUCCCCCACCACUGCUGGAUUGGAAGUUCACCCAAGAGAAAGUGCCCUGGAACAUAGUGCUGCUCUUAGGGGGAGGAUUUGCUAUGGCAAAAGGAUGUGAGGUCUCUGGGCUCUCUGAGUGGAUGGCAAGACAGAUGGAGCCCUUGAGUUCAGUGAGACCUGCCACCAUUACCUUCGUCUUGUCCUGUCUUGUUGCUACGAUAACAGAGUGCACAAGUAACGUGGCCACCACUAUGCUGUUCCUGCCCAUCUUUGCCUCCAUGGCUCAGUCCAUCGGCAUCCAUCCGCUCUACGUCAUGAUUCCCUGUACCAUGAGUGCGUCACUUGCCUUCAUGUUGCCUGUGGCCACCCCGCCCAACGCCAUCGUGUUUUCCUAUGGACACCUCAAAAUUGUUGACAUGGUAAAAACAGGAUUUAUAAUGAACUGCAUUGGAAUCGCAAGUGUGUUCCUGUCAGUCAACACCUGGGGACGAACCAUAUUCAACUUGGAUGAUUUCCCUGACUGGGCUAAUUUGACAAGAAUUAACACUUAGGAAGAGCCAUAGGAGCACAAGCAUGGCCCCCCACCCUUUUGAGGACUAUGGACCUUCCGGCACACCUUUCACAGAACUCUGGUGCUCAGACCCGCGUGUGAUCCCAUGAUGCCAACACCCCAAGAAGAUCUAGCCAACUAGCCACCUCUUUCUCUAGGCUCAGAUUCAGAGACGGCAGCAGGGGACUGAAAGAUAGGCUCAGAAGAGAAGUGAGGCCCUUUGGGAGGUCAUGGGGGCCAUCUGUCCUAGGACCCUGCUAUCUCCUCUGGGACAGGCAGGAAACAGGGACCAGGAUUCAAGAUCUUGCACCAUGUGACUUUGAAAGACUGCUGGUCCCAUGCUGGGCUCUGGUUCUCACGGGUCCCAUGGUGUCCACAUGGGGAUCAGAUCACCAGGAUGAGAGCUCAGCCCCUGUGCCUCUUCAGGAUGUCCCAGAUCAUCUCUGUCACUCUGAGGGACUUCCUAUCUAUGACUGAACUCUGAUCUUAAACAGCUUCUCACUGCCAGAGUGAGAGUCGGAGUCAAAGCCUCCUGAAGACUUGGACCCUACGUGGCGCCAUCACCAAAGGCUGAGCAGCCUGAGGUGCUAACAUCACAACAUUCCUGCUCACUCUUGGCUGUCUUAUUACUUGCCUUGUUUCAUAUUAAUUAACAAUUCAAACCCCUUUUCCAGCUCCCCACUGAGUCUUCUUCAACUCCUAGCUCCCUUUAUUGUCUUGGCCAGAAACUGCUCAGCCCCCUGGCCUAGGCUUCUGAGAAAACCCCUGUUUUUCCAGGGAACUCGGUUUGAUUCUUCUGGGAAUGCUAUUCCUGACAGCCCAGUACAGCUGGGAUAACACCGAGGAUGGACAACGGUGUCUCGUUAGAGGUUGGUAUCAAAGUGGGCUACCUAAGCCUCCCCUUGGCUAGACCCAGAGCAGAUUCAACAGCUCAUCUCCAAGUUCUGGGCCACUAGUUAGUCUGUCCUGCUGGAGUCUGGGCGCCUCUGGGAAGGCCUUUCCCCUGCUGGCUGUACAUUGUGGCCAGGCCUGGUGGCAACAGUGUGACUGUGACUGAGAGAUGCUUGUUGGUCCCAGACCCUACCAGAGUAAAUCAGCUGACCUGGCAGUAUGGGAAAUUACUCCAGGGUGUCCAUGGGAACCCACAGGACCCCUCACAUGAAAGGGAGACAGGAGAGGAAGUUCUCUCUUGUCCCUCAGUGACACUCUCUUCCCUGCUGAAAAGAAGCACUGGUGGGCAGAUAAGGUCCAUGGAUGCCAUCUUUUCUGGGCAGAAGAUAGUAUGGGGAUCCAAGGAAACCCCAUCAGAAACCAAGUGUGUGCCUGGUUCCGUGAGAGGGAGAACUCCUGACUGCACUGUUGAAGGCUUACUCUUGUCAAACACUCUGCCUGCUGUGGAAA